This is a messenger RNA of Penicillium lagena, 1068 nucleotides long. It is a transcript of the gene rrp36, whose product is annotated as putative pre-rRNA processing protein. NCBI's taxonomy places the organism in Eukaryota, Fungi, Ascomycota, Eurotiomycetes, Eurotiales, Aspergillaceae. The coding region runs from base 1 to 1068 and encodes 355 amino acids. Gene Ontology annotation, cellular component: nucleolus; 90S preribosome. Gene Ontology annotation, biological process: maturation of SSU-rRNA from tricistronic rRNA transcript (SSU-rRNA, 5.8S rRNA, LSU-rRNA). The record is from RefSeq and is a predicted model, not a curated record. The transcript has 2 exons.
AUGCCUAUCUCGGACUUACUGAAUCGCCGUGUGCGCGCACGACCAGAGGAAGAAGACGAAGUAUACUCGGACGCAUCUGCAUCUAGCGAGGAAGGCCUGGAGAAUGACGGAGAAUUCGAUGAUGCCGACGUGCCAUCGCAAGACUCAAACGAAUCCGACACUGCGAAUGAAGAUAGUGACGAUGGCGACAACUCUGAUCAAGAUGCAGCCGAAGAAGACGGCCUGAGCGACGACAAUGAUGACCUUCAAACCUCGCUAAACAACAUUUCCUUCGGAGCCCUCGCCAAGGCACAAGCAUCUAUGGGCCCCAAGAAGCGCAAGAAGCAACCGACAACCUUAACCUCCACCGAAGAAUCAACCUCUGCCCUCGACGACAUCCGGGCCCAGAUCCGCUCCGCGCGUGAGCAGAAGCGCUCCAAAGCCCAAGAGGACAACCCCGCCUCCACCGAAAGGAAAGAAAAGAAACGCUCUUCCAAGCACGCCCCCAUGGUGCAAUCCUCCAAAUAUGCCGUCUCCCGCAAGCGAACAGUAAUCGAGCCCGCGGCCGUCGCCAAAGCGCGCGAUCCCCGCUUCGACGCCGCAGUCAUGGGCCACAGCGGGGCAGGGAAACACUCCGAAGCAGCAAGCAAAGCAUACUCCUUCCUAGACGAGUACCGGGCAUCCGAAUUGAAAGAUCUCAAGGAACAGUUCGCCAAGACCAAGAAUGCACAGCAGAAAGAAGCGCUCAAGAAACAGAUCCGGUCUGCGUCGGAUAAGAUGCGCGCUAUGGAGGCACAGAAACGUGAACGGGAUAUUAUUGCCGACCACAAGAAGAAGGAGAAGCAGCUUAUUCGCGAGGGGAAGAAGAGUACCCCGUAUUAUCUGAAGAAGUCGGAUUUGAAGAAGCAGGUUAUGAUGAAGAAGUAUGAGGAGAUGGGGUCGAGGGAUCGGGCCAAGGCGCUUGAGAGGAGGAGGAAGAAGAUGGCUUCGAAGGAGAGGAAGAAUUUGCCCAUGGAGCGGAGGGGGUUGGGUGGUGGCGGUGAUGAGCCAUCGCCGGGGCAUGGAGCGAAGCGUAGACGGUUGUCAUGA